AAAGUGGGAAGUGGAGUGUGCGGGUUGUCUGUGGGCGGGCUGUUCAGCCACGCGCCCCGCCUCCAGCUCACUCACUCGCGCCCAGCCUCGGGGCUGCCAGCUCCGAGGGGCUCAGCUGCUCUGCAGAGGGACCGACAUAUGAGGAGCUGAGCAGCCAGCAAAAGUGGGAUGAAGUUCACUGAUGGCAAAGCACUUUUAAUCUCCCAGGCAGAAGGGCCUUGGCUGGUCAUCCUUACUGGCCUGUCCCGGAAAGGAGAACGGGCCUCGGAGCAGUAAGGCAACAGAAUGCCCCCUGGGGUGGACUGCCCCAUGGAGUUCUGGACCAAAGAGGAGAGUCAGAACGUGGCUGUUGACUUCCUGCUGCCCACAGGGGUCUACCUGAACUUCGCGGUGCCCCGAAAUGCCAACCUCAGCUCCAUCAAACAGGUGCUGUGGCGAAAUGCGCAGUAUGAGCCGUUCUUCCACAUGCUCAGUGACCCUGAGGCUUACGUGUUCACCUGCGUGAACCAGACAGCCGAGCAGCAGGAGCUGGAGGAUGAGCAGCGCAGGCUGUGUGACAUCCAGCCCUUCCUGCCCGUGUUGCGCCUCGUGGCGCGAGAGGGCGACCGCGUGAAGAAGCUCAUCAACUCCCAGAUUAGCCUCCUCAUCGGCAAAGGUCUCCAUGAGUUUGAUUCCUUGAGGGACCCGGAAGUGAACGACUUCCGCACUAAGAUGCGCCAGUUCUGCGAAGAGGUCGCUGCUCGCCGCCAACAGCUGGGCUGGGAGGACUGGCUGCAGUAUAGCUUCCCCCUGCAGCUGGAGCCCUCGGCAAGGAGUUGGCGGGCUGGCAUCCUCCGCGUCACCAGCAGAGCCCUGCUGGUCAAUGUGAAGUUUGAGGGCAGUGAGGAGAGCUUCACCUUCCAGGUGUCCACCAAGGACAUGCCCCUGGCACUAAUGGCCUGUGCCCUCCGGAAGAAGGCCACAGUGUUCCGGCAGCUUCUGGUGGAGCAGCCUGAAGACUAUACCCUCCAGGUGAACGGGAGGCAUGAAUACCUCUAUGGCAGCUACCCGCUCUGCCAGUUUCAGUACAUCUGCAGCUGCCUGCACAGCGGACUGACUCCCCACCUGACCAUGGUCCACAAAUCCUCCAUCCUCGCCAUGCGGGAUGAGCAGAGCAACCCUGCCCCCCAAGUCCAGAAACCACGCACCAAACCUCCCCCAAUCCCUGCUAAGAAGCCCUCCUCUGUGUCCUUGUGGUCCCUGGAGCAGCCUUUCUGCAUUGAGUUGAUCGAGGGCAGCAAAGUGAAUGCGGAUGAGCGGAUGAAGCUGGUUGUACAGGCCGGGCUCUUCCAUGGCAACGAGAUGCUCUGCAAGACGGUGUCCAGCUCAGAGGUGAAUGUGUGCUCAGAGCCCGUGUGGAAGCAGCGGCUGGAGUUUGACAUCAACAUCUGUGACCUGCCGCGCAUGGCUCGGCUCUGCUUCGCGCUCUAUGCCGUCGUGGAGAAGGCGAAAAAGGCGCGCUCUACAAAGAAGAAGUCCAAGAAGGCGGACUGCCCCAUUGCCUGGGCCAACCUCAUGCUAUUCGACUACAAAGACCAGCUCAAGACUGGGGAACACCGUCUCUACAUGUGGCCCUCUGUCCCAGAUGACAAAGGAGAGCUGUUGAACCCGGCGGGUACAGUGCGUAGUAACCCCAACACGGAGAGCGCCGCGGCCCUGGUCAUCUGCCUGCCUGAGGUGGCCCCCCAUCCUGUGUACUUCCCUGCUCUGGAGAAGAUCCUGGAGCUGGGGCGUCAUGGUGAACGUGGGCGCAUCACAGAGGAGGAGCAGCUGCAGCUGAGGGAGAUCCUGGAGCGGCGGGGGUCUGGGGAGCUGUACGAACACGAGAAGGACCUGGUGUGGAAGAUGCGGCAUGAAGUCCAGGAGCACUUCCCGGAGGCCCUGGCCCGCCUGCUACUGGUCACCAAGUGGAAUAAGCACGAGGAUGUGGCCCAGCUGUCCCAGAUGGUCUAUUUGCUGUGCUCCUGGCCGGAGCUUCCUGUGCUGAGUGCCCUGGAACUGCUGGACUUCAGCUUCCCUGACUGCUACGUGGGCUCCUUCGCCAUCAAGUCCCUGAGGAAGCUGACGGAUGAUGAGCUUUUCCAGUACCUUCUGCAGCUUGUGCAGGUGCUCAAAUACGAGUCCUACCUGGACUGCGAGUUGACCAAAUUCUUGCUGGACCGAGCCCUGGCGAACCGCAAGAUCGGCCACUUCCUCUUCUGGCACCUCCGCUCUGAGAUGCACGUGCCAUCAGUGGCGCUGCGUUUUGGCCUCAUCAUGGAGGCCUACUGCAGAGGCAGCACCCACCACAUGAAGGUGCUGAUGAAGCAGGGGGAAGCACUGAGCAAGCUAAAGGCGCUGAAUGAUUUCGUGAAGGUGAGCUCGCAGAAGACCACCAAGCCCCAAACCAAGGAGAUGAUGCAUAUGUGCAUGCGCCAGGAGACCUACAUGGAGGCCCUGUCCCACCUGCAGUCUCCGCUCGAUCCCAGCACCCUGCUGGAGGAAGUCUGUGUGGAGCAGUGCACCUUCAUGGACUCCAAGAUGAAGCCACUGUGGAUCAUGUACAGCAGCGAGGAGGCAGGCAGUGCUGGCACCGUGGGCAUCAUCUUUAAGAACGGGGAUGACCUCCGCCAGGAUAUGCUGACUCUGCAGAUGAUCCAGCUCAUGGAUGUCCUGUGGAAGCAGGAAGGCCUGGACCUGAGGAUGACCCCCUACGGCUGCCUCCCCACUGGAGACCGCACAGGCCUCAUUGAGGUGGUCCUCCACUCGGACACGAUUGCCAACAUCCAGCUGAACAAGAGCAACAUGGCAGCCACAGCUGCCUUCAACAAGGACGCCCUGCUUAACUGGCUCAAGUCCAAGAACCCCGGGGAGGCCCUGGAUCGAGCUAUCGAGGAAUUCACCCUCUCCUGUGCGGGCUACUGUGUGGCCACGUAUGUGCUGGGCAUCGGUGACCGACAUAGUGACAACAUCAUGAUCCGAGAGAGCGGACAGCUGUUCCACAUCGAUUUUGGCCACUUUCUGGGGAACUUCAAGACCAAGUUUGGAAUCAACCGUGAGCGAGUUCCCUUCAUUCUCACCUAUGACUUUGUCCACGUGAUCCAACAGGGGAAAACUAGUAACAGUGAGAAAUUCGAAAGGUUCCGCGGCUACUGUGAACGCGCCUACACCAUCCUGCGGCGCCAUGGGCUGCUCUUCCUCCAUCUCUUCGCCCUAAUGCGUGCCGCAGGUCUGCCCGAGCUGAGCUGCUCCAAAGAUACCCAGUAUCUCAAGGACUCUCUGGCACUAGGGAAGACAGAGGAAGAGGCGCUCAAGCACUUCCGGGUGAAGUUCAAUGAGGCCCUACGGGAGAGCUGGAAAACCAAAGUCAACUGGCUGGCGCACAAUGUGUCCAAGGAUAACAGGCAAUAAGGGGCCCUCCCCUGGCUGUCAGCCCCAGAGGUAAACUGUCGGACCUGGGGACUAGGCACGCUCAGUGGUCAUCAAAGAGGCCAUGACACCUGAACGGUUCCUCAGGGGGAGGAACCACACAAUUGCCUCUUGUUUACACUGGUUAUUUAUUUAUGACUCAAAUUAAGGAACAAAACAGCCAUAAAUGGAACUGUCUUUGUGGAGGGGGGGUGAUGUCCUCGUGGGACACCCCUCAUCCCACCCCCAUCAGCACUGUAAGCAACGCCUUGAGGAUCGUACCCCGAGUCUUCCAACCUGUGGACCUUGGCCCAGCAAAGAGUUCUUCUUGGGGCCUUCUUCAGGCUCCCAGCUAGGCUGCCUGGGGCAAGCCUGGCAGUGACCUGUUACCUCCCAUCCAGACAGACGACACCUCAAUCCUCAGCUCACCUCCACCACCUUUGUGUGGCCCACCUUUGGCGACCUCCACCAACCAAGCCUCUGGCAGCUCCCGAGGAAGUCAGGGCACCCUCUAGACUCAGGCACGUUUGCUCUGCCCUGCUGAAGUGACCUCUUGGAUAUGGGGACACCCUCACCUUUUAUUUUCGGGUAAGAAAAGGAUAGCCAAACUAUGUACAGAACUCGAUAGCUGGGAGAAGGGCCUGGCCCCCCACUAUGAAUAGUAUGUGCCAGUCUUAAACACUCAAAACUGGCGACUGGUUCAGGGCAGUGUGGUCACGAAUGGAGACAAAGGCAAGAACAGAGUCCACUGUGCAGAGUGUGAAAGAGUGUGAGCCACACCCAAAGGCAGCUUUAGGGACAGGCAGGAUCUCUCCCAGAGCUAUCCCCUGAAAGGCAGCUGGAGAGCCAGGUUCUGAAGGGAGAACAAGAGUGAGGGCCAAAUUCAAAGCAGCCUGGGCUUUCAUCCUUGAAAAGGAACAGAUCACAACGACUCUAGAGAUGCAGGUCUGAGCCUCCUCCCGGGCUUCCCACAGCCACUCUAGCGAUGGAGCAAGGCACCUGGGCUUUUAGCUCAAUGAUCUGGGGACACAGCUCAGUGAUACAGCAUGCGCUCCAUCUCCAUGUAUCGGCUGCCACCUCAGGACCUGGGUGUCUCGGUAUCAUUCUGAGACCUGCAGACCCUUCGUGGCUGUGUUGCCAGCAGCCCAGAACAUGGCUCAAGGAGGCCAGGUGCCAGUGCCCCCUGUUGAUGAGCUGAGGGUCCAGCAGCAGUUUGUACCUCCACAAAGAACCUGCUUAGCCCACAGUAGCUGCUGAAACCCUUAGUCUGCCCCCCACCAAUGCUGAGACAGGAAAUGUGCUCGUGUGUGUGAGAGAGAGAGAGAGAGUGUUGUGUGUGUGCAUGCGUGUGUGCGUGCCUGCCAAGUUAUUUAUUGAAACGAGUCUGGGUGCUCCCUGGUGUGGUGCAGACUGCACACGCUCAGCCUUUGAGUUUUUAUGGUCUGUGCACCUGGCUGUAAGAAUAUUUUCUAUUUUUUUUUAAGUCAUUUCAUGUUUGUGUGUGGGAAGUGGACUUCCUUCCACUGAUGUGGGCUGAGACAUCGGUGCCACCUUGACUUGACAGGUAAAGACAGGUGGAAAGAAAUAAAAGGCUUUCUAUGUUCUUACAUUCUCGGCUCCAAAAGCAGCAGGGGGUGGGCUGGGGACCCUGCUCAGGGGUGGAACACGUACCUGGAACGUGCGAGGCCUGAUGCCUUCCUCCAUACCAUAACAACCGAAACAAAUCCUGGCACGGGUGUGGUGGGCACCUGCAAUCCCAGCACUGUGCACGCAGAGGCAGAAGGAUUGCUGUAAGUUCGUAAGCAGCCCUGGUCUAGACAGGAAGUUCCAGGUCAGCCUGCCAGGGCUCCACAGCAGAUCUUGUCUCCCAAAUAAGGAAGUGACAGAACAGACCCCACUCAGGCUGGAGUUAGAACCAGAACUUUAUUAUAAUGCAUACACUUCCUGAUCUAGCGUCAAUAUACACAGAUUAAAGGGGACAGACGCUGCAGCUACCAACACAUGAACAUGUCCCUCUCCCCAUCAGCAUCUGUCCAUCUAAUAAGACAGCUACAGGGACUGGACAUGGGAGGGUGGCCUCAGACAGUACAGCCGUCGGCAUCCUUAAAACUAGCAGUGAGGGCCAGAGACUCCCAGUUGGAGAAGUCUAACUGAUUGUAUGUGGCGAGCUGAGUGCUGUGGGCUUAGACGCUGUCUCCUACCUCGCCACCAAGCAACGAGACUCCUAGCUACGGGGGCUUGGGUCUUAUCCCACACCCCGACAGCAAGGGGGCAUCCCAUGGGGCCUCUAGGGAGGAGAGGAAACGGCCUGUUUUGGAGCAUUCUAGCACUUUGUCUUUGGGCCUCAGUAUCUCCUUUUGGAUGUUGCAGUAUAGACUUACUCAGGCCUGUUGUCUUCAGAUCAAGGAGCCCGAGUGUCUUGCAGAAUUAGCUGUCAGUUCUCAUGAGCUACACAUUUUCACCAACAGGGAGACAUAUUUAGUAAAGAGAAACCACGAGGCUGCAAGUGAGGUGGCUGCCGGUCACUGGAGUGUACGAGAGGCCAGGGGCCUUGGCAACUACCUGGCUGUUGAAGCCUCUAAAUGUGGUUGGGGUGCUCGGGUCUGGUCCUCCAAGCAGCACUGGAAAGAAGCCUGUGGCCUCUGCCACGUGACUGUAGAGACCCCAGCAAGGGCCAAGUGACCUGGACCUCUCUAACCUGAUCUCUUGUGAGGAAGGUGGAAGAGGGAGAGUUCCUCCUGGGCCUGUGUCUGACUUCAACUUUACACUCCUGUGCUGGGCUAUACUAGCACAGGAGAACACAAAGAAUCCCGGUUUAUUUACAAAAUAUUAAAAAGCCAGUUGGUCAUCUACAUAUUAACCCCCAAUCUCCCACUUUAUACAUGCACUAGUUGAAAAAAAAAUAAAAACUUUUAAAAAUAAAGAAAAA
This is a messenger RNA of Alexandromys fortis (reed vole), 6355 nucleotides long. It is a transcript of the gene Pik3cd, whose product is annotated as phosphatidylinositol-4,5-bisphosphate 3-kinase catalytic subunit delta. Gene Ontology annotation, molecular function: 1-phosphatidylinositol-3-kinase activity; 1-phosphatidylinositol-4-phosphate 3-kinase activity. Bases 286 to 3429 code for a protein of 1047 amino acids. The transcript has 24 exons. Lineage: Eukaryota; Metazoa; Chordata; Mammalia; Rodentia; Cricetidae. Gene Ontology annotation, cellular component: phosphatidylinositol 3-kinase complex; cytoplasm; plasma membrane. Gene Ontology annotation, biological process: phosphatidylinositol-3-phosphate biosynthetic process; phosphatidylinositol-mediated signaling; phosphatidylinositol 3-kinase/protein kinase B signal transduction. The record is from RefSeq and is a predicted model, not a curated record.